AUGCCAUAUUACAAGUUGUUUUCCCUUGCUGAUUCUUUUGAUUAUCUAUUAAUGUUCUUUGGUACAGUUGAUGCUGUUGGAAAUGGGAUAUGCAUGCCCCUUAUGGCUUUACUUGGAGAAUUAAUCAAUACCACCGGAAAACCUGUGAGCACUACCGUAAUGGUACAUGGAGUUUAUGAGGUGUCACUGAAGUUUGUCUACUUGGCUUUGGGGUCGGCUGUUGCAUCCUUUAUCCAGGUGGCUAGAUGGACCAUCACAGGGGAGACACAGGCUACACGGAUAAGAAGUUUAUACUUGAAAACGAUAUUAAGGCAAGAAAUUGGCUUCUUUGAUAAGGAAACUAGCACUGGAGAAAUUGUGGGGAGGAUAUCAGGUGACACUAUUCUUAUUCAAGAUGCCAUGGGGGAGAAGGUUGGAAAGUUUAUACAGACGAUAGCUGCAUUCUUUGGAGGGCUUGUUAUAGCUUUUAAGAAGGGGUCGCUGCUUACCCUCAUAAUGUUGUCCUCAAUUCCACCGAUUGCUAUUUCUGGUGCUGUCAAGUUUAAGCUCAUAGGAAAGCUUGCUUCUCGCAAACAAACUGCCUAUUCACUUGCAGCAACUAUUGUAGAGCAGACAAUUGGCUCUAUCAGAACUGUGGCAUCAUAUACCGGGGAGCAACAAGCUAUUUCUAAGUACAACAAAUCUCUCAUUAGAGCAUACAAGUCUGGCGUACAAGAAGGCUUGGCUGCUGGGUUAGGUGUUGGAACAGUAUUGUUAAUCUUAAGUUGUGGCUAUGCAUUGGCAGUGUGGUUAGGUGGAAAAAUGGUAAUUGAAAUGGAAUACAAAGGAGGAGAUGUUAUCAUUGUGAUUUUUGGCGUGCUGCUUGGCUCUAUGUCUAUAGGGCUGGCAUCUCCAUGCUUGAGUGCAUUUGCUGCUGGAAAAGCUGCGGGAUUUAAAAUAUUUGAGGCAAUAAACAGGAAGCCUGAGAUUGAUGCUUAUGAUGCUAAUGGACUGAAAUUGGAUGAAAUUCGUGGUGAUAUUGAAUUAAGGGAUGUUAAUUUCAGUUAUCCAGCUAGACCAGAUGAACUAAUAUUAGAUAGAUUCUCUCUUUCAAUGCAUAGUGGUACAACUGCUGCUCUGGUUGGGCAGAGUGGAAGUAGGAAAUCAACAGUGAUCAGUUUGAUAGAGAGAUUUUACGACCCUCAGGCUGGUGAAGUUAUUAUAGAUGGUGUCAAUCUCAGAGAGUUUCAGCUUAAAUGGAUAAGAGAGAAAAUAGGUCUUGUCAGCCGGGAACCCGUGUUGUUUACAUCAAGCAUUGGAGAUAACAUUGCUUACCGGAAGAUUGGUGCAUCUAAUGAAGAGAUAGAAGCUGCUGCGGAGCUUGCCAAUGCUGCUAACUUCAUAAAUAAGCUACCUCAGGGAAUAGACACAAUGGUUGGAGAACAUGGAAUUCAGCUAUCUGGAGGCCAAAAGCAGAGAGUUGCUAUAGCUAGAGCAAUUCUUAAAGAUCCAAGAAUCCAGCUUCUCGAUGAAGCCACAAGUUCUCUCGAUGCUGAAUCAGAAAGACUGCUGCAAGAGGCACGUGACAGAGUUAUGGUCAACCGAACAACAGUCAUUGUAUCCCAUCGCUUAACUACAAUAAGGAAUGCAGAUAUGAUAGCUGUUAUUCAGCAAGGAAAGAUUGUUGAAAAAGGUUCACAUUCUGUGUUACUCCAGGACCCUGAUGGAGCAUAUAGCCAGCUCAUAAGGUUGCAAGAAAGUGGGAAAAAGCAAGAACAAAAGGAUUUAAAUCAUUCAGACAGUGCUCGUCGCUCCUUCUCUGUUGAGUUUGCUGCAUCCCCCAUGAUUAGCAUUUCUGAAAAAUCAUUUGAUAAACGAAUUGGUAGUCCUGCUUCAGAAAAAUUACAACUGCCUCAAGCAGUGCCACUUAGUCGGUUGGCCCGUCUAAAUAGCCCUGAGAUACCUAUCUUACUUCUAGGUUGUAUAUCUGCUGUAGCCCAUGGUGUAAUAACACCAAUUUUUGGGACAGUGUUUACUGCUAUGAUUAGAAUUUUCUACGAGCCAAAAGAAGAACUUACGAGAGAUUCCAAAUAUUGGGCAUUAGUGUUUGUGGUUCUUGGUGUUGCAUCAUUUUUUACUUCCCCAAUGAGCACAUACUUUUUUGCUGUGGCAGGGUGUAAAUUAAUAAUGCGAAUACGGUCGAUGUGUUUUGAAAAGGUUUUAUACAUGGAGAUAGGUUGGUAUGAUGAAGCUGAGCAUUCGAGUGGUGCAAUUGGUUCAAGGCUUUCUUCAGAUGCAGCUUCAGUGCGAAGUUUGGUCGGAGACACACUCUCUUUGAUUGUUCAGAGUACAGCAACAGCAGUUGCAGGCUUGGUAAUUGCCUUCAAAGCAAGCUGGCGAUUGUCUCUUUUAAUCCUUGCCAUGUUUCCUCUGUUGGGUGUCAGCAGUUAUAUUCAACUGAGGUCCGUGCAAGUAUUCGGUGGAAAAUCUAAGAAAAGGCACGAGGAAGCAAGCCAAGUUGUGAGUGAUGCAGUUAGCUGUAUCAGAACUGUAGCGUCUUUCUCUGCUGAAGAGAAGGUGAUACAAGUGUAUAACAAGAAAUGUGAAGGCCCAAUUAAGGCAGCAACAAAGCAAGGACUGAUUAGUGGGUUAGGUUUUGGGACAUCCUUCUUCUGUUUCUUUUUAUUGUAUGCAGUCUCUUUUUAUUUUGGAGGCUACUUACUUGAUCAUGGCAAGGUAACAUACUCUUGAGUUUUUCAGGUGUUUUGUGCUCUCAGUAUGACAGCGGUUGGAAUUUCUCAAGCAAGCUUUCUGGCUCCUGAUGUUGGUAAAGCCAAGAGUUCGGCUGCUUCUAUAUUUAAGCUACUUGACAAGAUAUCCAAAAUAGACUCCAGUGAUAACUCUGGAAAGACGUUGGAGAAUGUGAGAGGUGAAGUUGAGUUUCAACAUGUCAGUUUCAAGUAUCCAACAAGACCUGAUAUUGAAAUUUUUCGAGAUCUUUGCUUGACCAUUCAUUCUGGCGAGAUGGUUGCUCUAGUGGGAGAAAGUGGGAGUGGAAAAUCAACAGCGAUCUCAUUAUUGCAGAGAUUUUAUAAUCCCAAUUCAGGUAAAAUUACACUAGAUGGAAUAGAAAUUCAGAAACUACAACUGAAGUGGUUAAGGGAACAGAUGGGCCUAGUGAGCCAAGAGCCUGUGUUAUUCAAUGAUACCAUCCGAGCUAAUAUUGCAUAUGGAAAGGAAGGAGAUGCAACAGAAACAGAAAUUUUAGCUGCAGCGGAGUUAGCAAAUGCCCACAGCUUCAUCAGUGGUUUACAACAGAGUUAUGAUACAUCAGUAGGAGAAAGAGGAAUCCAAUUAUCUGGAGGACAAAAGCAAAGAGUGGCUAUCGCACGUGCUAUUGUGAAGGCUCCAAAAAUUUUACUACUAGAUGAAGCCACCAUUGCUCUUGACCUUGAGUCUGAAAGAGUGGUUCAAGAUGCAUUAGACCGAGUUAUGAUGGGUCGCACUACAAUUGUGAUAGCUCAUCGAUUAUCCACGAUUAAGAAUGCAGACUUGAUUGCAGUGAUGAAGAUGGAAUCAUAGUAGAAAAAGGAAAACAUGAAAGUUUAAUCAGUAUCAAGAAUGCUGUGAUCCAAGUACUCCAUUGUUGUGAAAGACAGUGUACAGCAUAGGAAGUUAAGUGUUGUGCAGUUGGAAAAAUGGC
This is a messenger RNA of Pistacia vera, 3682 nucleotides long. RefSeq names its product ABC transporter B family member 21-like. The record is from RefSeq and is a predicted model, not a curated record. Gene Ontology annotation, molecular function: ABC-type transporter activity; ATP binding; ATP hydrolysis activity. Gene Ontology annotation, biological process: transmembrane transport. Gene Ontology annotation, cellular component: membrane. NCBI's taxonomy places the organism in Eukaryota, Viridiplantae, Streptophyta, Magnoliopsida, Sapindales, Anacardiaceae.